Messenger RNA from Cyclopterus lumpus (lumpfish), 721 nucleotides. It is a transcript of the gene calm2a, whose product is annotated as calmodulin 2a (phosphorylase kinase, delta). The coding region runs from base 118 to 567 and encodes 149 amino acids. NCBI's taxonomy places the organism in Eukaryota, Metazoa, Chordata, Actinopteri, Perciformes, Cyclopteridae. The transcript is spliced from 6 exons. The record is from RefSeq and is a predicted model, not a curated record. Gene Ontology annotation, molecular function: calcium ion binding.
AGGCGAGUCCAGUUGCCUCUUCCUCACUGUGUUCAUAGAGAUCAGUCUGUGUAGUCUUUGUGUUGGCUUUGGUUUGUUACGGAUUUUCUCUGAACCAGCCGCUGCAUCUACAUCGAAAUGGCUGAUCAGCUUACAGAAGAGCAGAUUGCUGAGUUCAAGGAGGCAUUUUCGCUCUUUGACAAAGAUGGAGAUGGCACCAUCACCACCAAAGAGCUGGGCACAGUCAUGCGCUCUUUGGGCCAGAACCCCACAGAAGCAGAGCUGCAAGACAUGAUCAAUGAAGUGGAUGCUGAUGGAAAUGGAACGAUAGACUUUCCAGAGUUCCUAACCAUGAUGGCCAGGAAGAUGAAGGACACAGACAGUGAGGAGGAGAUCAGAGAAGCAUUCCGUGUCUUUGACAAGGAUGGCAAUGGAUACAUCAGUGCUGCUGAGCUGCGCCAUGUGAUGACAAACCUCGGAGAGAAGCUGACUGAUGAAGAAGUAGACGAAAUGAUCCGAGAAGCAGACAUUGACGGAGAUGGACAGGUCAACUAUGAAGAGUUCGUACAAAUGAUGACGGCGAAGUGAUGGCCUUGUACAGAUUUCGUAUAUAAAUAAUUUGCCUUUUUUUCUUUGUGUAAUUUAUCUGUAAAAUCUUAAUAGCCCCCUUCGUCCCUGCCCCUCUGCUGUCCAAAGGAACUGCAUGUAAACUGCAUAGGCUCUUGUCCCAUGUCCUUUUCUU